This is a messenger RNA of Capronia coronata CBS 617.96, 1188 nucleotides long. RefSeq lists its product as uncharacterized. NCBI's taxonomy places the organism in Eukaryota, Fungi, Ascomycota, Eurotiomycetes, Chaetothyriales, Herpotrichiellaceae. The coding region runs from base 1 to 1188 and encodes 395 amino acids. The transcript has 3 exons. The record is from RefSeq and is a predicted model, not a curated record.
AUGGCUCCCUCUGUCCUGAAGCUCCCAUUCUCCAAUAGCACGGUCCGGGUGAGGUUGAUAGACACCACUGCAGUCCUGACCGUAAGGGCGGAAUCAUUCAUCGAGCCAGCCCAGAAGGGACAAGAGACCAUGAACAUGACCUGCGCCGCGUUCCUUAUAGAACAUGAACCAUCUGGGAAGAAAAUCAUGUUUGACCUCGGCGUUCGCAAAGACUACUGGAAUCUCGCGGCGAUGAUCCAGGAACGCCUUGGAAAGGUGAUCCCGAGUCUGCGGGUUGAUAGGGAUACGAGUGAGAUUCUCGUCGAGAAAGGCAUCAGUCUAGAAUCGAUAUCUUCUGUCAUAUGGUCGCAUUACCAUUGGGAUCACACAGGCAACAUGUCCUUAUUCCCAUCAUCAACCGAACUUGUGGUCGGACCCGGCUUCAAGGACUCGCCAGCCCUGCUCCCAGGCUUCCCAGAACACCCAGACUCGCCUGUCUGCAGUUCAGACUUCAGGGGCCGUCAACUUAGAGAGAUCGACUUCAAGUCCAACCUUCGGAUCGACGGGUUUGCCGCCUACGACUUCUUUGGUGAUGGAUCGUUCUACCUGCUUGACACUCCAGGACACUGUCUAGGGCAUAUGUGCGGGCUUGCGCGGACGACUGCUGGCGACGACAGCACUUUUCUGCUGCUAGGAGGAGAUAUCUGCCAUUUUGUAGGAGACCUUCGGCCGAAUCCAACAUAUCUGAUGCCCGACCAUAUUCCCGCCGAAGUUCUGGACGCCGAUCCUGCCUAUUUUCCAAGUCCUUGCCCUUGCACCUUAUUCACGGACCACCACCCGCUUCUCCCGCACGGGGCCGAUCUUGAUGAAAAGAAGAAGACACCCUUCUUCAGAGUCUCCGCUCAUGAGAAGUCCGCUUAUGUCGACCCACCUAUUGCCCAGGAGUCGGUGGACAAGUUGUUGGCUUUUGAAAGCUCUCCCCAAGUCCUUGUCUGUCUGGCACAUGACAAAACACUUCACAAACACCUACCCACCCUCAAUGAAGACCCAGAAUUGACUCUAAACGAUUGGCAGGAGAGAGGGUGGAAAGAGAAGUGUAGGUGGGACUGGCUGAACGAACUACCGAGGAAUGGGAAACCAGGGCGGAAGCCAGUCGUGGAAGGCUUCUGGCGGGAUGGAAAGCCGUGGGAUAGAUCUAAGGUGGAAUAG